GCCACAUGUGUCAUGUCAACGUCAAUAAAAUUUUUUAUACCAUCUUUCUUCGUCCGCCAACAUCAAGAUUUCCAUUUUUUUUCACCAAGUUUUAUCAAUCCUUUACAAAUAAGUGCAUCGUAAUCCAGCUGGUACCAACUACCAACGAAACCCGUCGUAAAAUCGAUAAAACGAGUUCUAGGCGCGCCGCACGACCGAAAGCUGCUCGAACAAACAAGCACGUUUUCGUAGGUUACAGUAAAAGUUCUGUCAUGUCCCAUUAGCAUAACGAAAAACGAAAUGAACAAGAAAAAACACCAAAACGAGCCGCCGGGCGACAUCUCCUCCGAAUCGGCCGACGAGAACCAAAACAACGUCGAAUGCCCUCACAUCAACAAAGCCGUCGAUCUGACCAAGGUGAAGAAGGCCCUGACGCGCACGGGCUUCCUCACCGACUGCGAGGAGUGCGAGAAAACGCCCUUGGCCCUCGACAACGGCGACAUCGAGUACGACACCACCCUGUGGUUGUGCCUGAAAUGCGGCCACCAGGCGUGCGGCAGGGGCCGCAACAAGCACGCCCUCAAGCACUUCGAGACGCCCCGCUCGGAUUCGCACGCGAUGUGCGUCAACACGACCGUCUGGAGCGUCUGGUGCUACGAUUGCGACGAGGAGAUCAACUUGAGCGCCAAGAAGAAGCUGUUGGACGCCGUCGAGAACCUGCGGAAGCAGGCGGAAUCUAACAAAAUCAAGCAGAUACCGAGCAUACCUCAAGUCCACGAGAAAAUCACGGAAGUCAUCCCAUUGGCGUCGAAGAGUACCGGAACAACGCCGAAAACGCCGAGUUUGACCAAUUCCCUUUUGCCGAGGGCCAGAGGUCUUUCGAAUUUAGGAAAUACGUGUUUCUUCAAUUCCGUCAUGCAAUGUCUAGGACAAACGCCUUACUUACUUAAGUUAUUAGAGGAAACCUCCGUGGAGGAUCAAUAUUUUAGUUUGCCCGGCGGUAAAGUGACAUUAGAUAAUAAGGAAAACGCCGAAUUGGAGCCUUUAGAUGGUACUCUCGAGAAAUGGAGGCCUUUAACAAUGACAUUAGCUGAAACUUUAAGAGAACUUCAAUCUGGUAGACAAGAGGUGUACGUUCCCAGAAUGCUCCUAUCCAAACUUACCUCUAAAAUGCCGCAAUUCGGUGGCGGCGAUCAACAUGAUGCUCACGAAUUACUAAGACACUUGCUAGAAGCGGUUCGAGAAGAAGACUUGCGAAGAUAUAAAUCUGUUAUACUUCAAAAAUUAGGUUUCAAUAAUAAAACCGAUCCGUCGACGGUCGAAGGCGAUACGAAGAAAAUAAUUAAGUUUUACGGCCAACAGGCCUCCGAGAUGCUCUUACCCACCGAGCAAGUGUUUAGGGGCGUUUUGGUGAGCACGUUGCAAUGUCAAGAUUGCUGGCACACUUCCCAUAGAAACGAAUUCUUCCUCGAUUUAAGUUUGCCGAUAUGCGAGAAACAAUUACCGCCGGCGUUCAGAAGAAAAGCGGAAGAUCUCGACGAGAACAAGCCGUCCAAACAUCAAAUCAAGAAAGAGAAACGGGCCGAACGGAAGAAACAGAAAAAGCAAAAGGGUUAUAAAUCGACGACGACGAACGACGGCGCCGACGCCGCCGUCGCCGCCGCCGAAGCCGCCUCCGAAAGCGAAUCCGACGCCGACGUCGAAGACAACGCCGAGGAGUCGAUUUCGAAGGCCACUCAACGCGAAGACGUGCCGAAAGGCGCCGAAUCCGGCUACAAUUCGGACAAGAUCGACAACAGCAGUCCGGAUUCGAACAAUCGCAGCGUAUCGCCCGAAGUGGACGACAGCGGCGUGCCCAGUCCCGCCAUCGGGAUGUUGAACGCGUCUCCGGCCAGUCCGGAGAAUAGCACCGCGUCCAGCGAAACGAAUCUGAUCAGUUGCGGCAGUUCGAGCCCGCCCUGCGGUAACAACAGCCCCAACAACGAGCCGGCGGACGAAUUCGAACGGCCCGAAUCGCGACUGGCGUUUGUAAGUACCAUCGAAAUGGAUAUAAAAGUUGAGCUUGAAAAACUCGAAAAACUUAGCGUUGUAAAUGCCGAUAGCUCCGGCAAGACGACGGAGCCGUCGAAUCGAGACGAAGAUUGCGAUAUGGAGGGCGCGUGCGGUCCUCCGGUCGAACGUGAGGACGAAAAGAUGGACGAAGACGACGGGGCCGAAGACGACGAAGAAGAAGAUGAAGAGGAGGAGGAGGACGACGAGAAUUCCUACACCGGCACGAUUUCGCCCCGUUACCAAUGCAAAGAGGGCGAAUGUUCGGUGCAGUCCUGCUUGAACCAGUUCACCGAAUGCGAAUUGAUGGCCGGCAACAACAAAGUCGGCUGCGCCUCGUGCACCAAAAGGCGCGGGGGCCCCGACAAGAAGACCGUUUACACCGACGCCUCCAAGCAGUUGCUCAUCUACAACCCUCCCGCCGUGCUAAUACUGCAUUUAAAACGAUUCCAGGUAUACAGAUUCCGUUCGGCGAAAGUGAACAAGCACGUCCAAUUCACGACGUUGCUCGACUUGGCGCCGUUUUGCUCGAAGCGCUCGCGGAACCUUCCCACUUUCGAGGCCGGUCAAACGAAGGUGCUCUAUUCGCUGUACGGGGUGGUGGAGCACAGCGGCAGCAUCCACGGCGGUCACUACGUGGCCUACAUCAAGGUGAGACCGCCGUUGGACGGGGACAGCCAUCGAUGGCAGUAUUUGCCGAAGAACCAGAAGGAGAAGAUGUCGAAGGACGGGGAGCCGGAAGCGCCGGCCGGCAAAUGGUUUUACAUCAGCGAUUCGCACGUGUCCGAAGUGUCCGAAUCGAAAGUGCUAUCAGCUCAAGCGUAUUUACUAUUCUACGAAAGGAUUAUGUAAAUUUGUAUUAAUUACUACUUAGAGACGAUUGAUAAUGUUAAAUAAAUUAAAAU
Molecule: messenger RNA, 2933 nt
Organism: Phyllotreta striolata
Lineage: Eukaryota; Metazoa; Arthropoda; Insecta; Coleoptera; Chrysomelidae
Source: the annotation of a GenBank genome assembly